AUGGAAGACCAAACACCUGAAAGUAAAAGGAAUUUGCCUGCAUCGACAGAGAAUAAGCUUAUAUCUGGCGCUGAAAACACUGGCCCUAAAUUCUCUAGCUUAGCUAUGUUAAAAACUAGGUUAUUAUUCAAGUUACGACGCCAAAUACGGAAAGAAAAGCAAAGUGAGGUUGGCGAAAAAGGAGAAAUCGUACCUAGACGGUUUCUGUUUUCAUUAGACUCGGUUAUCGAAGAAAGUAAUGAUUUAUCCUCGAAUGAAACUGAAAGUUUAACAGACUUGCAUACAGAUAUUAGAAGAGUAGUUGAUCAAGAUGAAAAUCAGCUGACUGGGUAUGUUUCUCAAGUUUUAGUUUCAGAAUUUCUUGAGAGUUUUCCAUUUCGAACGUUUAUAUUAAUACUUAUUCUUAUGAAUUCAUUUAUGAUUGGCUUACAAUCAAAUCAGGAAAUAUCCCAAGACUAUGCUUAUCUUUUCGCUAUUUUUGAUCAGAUAGUCUUAACAGUAUUCGUUUUCGAAAUCUUUCUGAAGUGGUUUAACGAUUUUUGGACUUUUUGGAAAGAUGGUUGGAAUGUUUUUGAUUUUAUGAUUAUUUCAUCUCUUUUGUUAGGGCCUUCUCUAACAUUUUUAGGAACCGGUCGUAUCCUCAGAAUUUUAAGAGUUGUUAAAGCUUUCCGUAGCGUCAAAAGUAUUGGGGCUUUAUCUGGUUUAUCACUUGUGAUUAAAACAAUUUUUCAAUCAAUCCCAGAUAUGAGUAACCUUGUUUUGCUUCUUCUUAUAAUUCUCUGUGUUUUUGGAGUUGCCGGAGUAAUUAUAUUUGGGGAUACUGUUCCAGAGCAUUUCGAUAACUUAUACAAAGCUCUCUUCAGUUUAUUUAUAUGCGUAACUCAAGAAGGUUGGCUAGAUCUUAUUAAGGACUUCUCAAAAGUUGGCGGAACUUAUUAUAUUGUCGGAAGUUUAUAUUUCAGUUUCGCAGUUUUAAUUGGGGCAUUAUUUUUUGCCAACCUUGUAGUUGCUGUUAUCGUAACAAACCUAGAGUUAUCCAUAACAGAAUUAAAAACAGAAAAAAAGGACUUUAAUAAGAUAUCGAAAAGGGAUUUAACCCUAAUGACGUUUUCAAGAAAAACUGAAGAAAUAGAAGACACCAUUAGUGGAAUAGUAGCUCACGAAGAAAUUUUAGGAACUGUAUCUUCGAAUACCCAGGCCCCUUUAGAACCUGUUACUUUUGAAUAUUUGUCAGAGAGAAAGCUCAUAAACUAUCUUAUGACACUGGUAGCGCUGGAAGAAAACUUGGCAGAAUAUACUGAAAUUCGGCGAGAUAUAGAUCGAAUUUACGACGUUGUGAACGAUGUGCAAAAUCUUCAGUUCCCAUUUGAGGAGUUACAAGGUUCAGUAAAGAAAAAUAUGAAGGCUGAGGUUUCACAAAAUUUACUUGAAGUGACAGACUUGAAAGGAGAUAUAAUGUCUACUCUCAUCAGACUACAGAGGAAGAACUUAAUUAAACAUGGUAGUUUUGAUUUACAUAAUGUUAUCAAAGAAUGUGCUCAGCUUGUUGAAGAAAAGAACGAAUUGCUAACUCAGAUGAAGCCCAAAGGUGUAAUUAACCAAAGAGCACAAAAAAAGAGAAUUCGUAAAAAUAAAUAA
This is a messenger RNA of Limulus polyphemus (Atlantic horseshoe crab), 1638 nucleotides long. RefSeq names its product cation channel sperm-associated protein 4-like. The transcript has a single exon. Gene Ontology annotation, molecular function: voltage-gated calcium channel activity; calcium-activated cation channel activity. The record is from RefSeq and is a predicted model, not a curated record. Gene Ontology annotation, cellular component: acrosomal vesicle; membrane; sperm principal piece. Bases 1 to 1638 code for a protein of 545 amino acids. Gene Ontology annotation, biological process: flagellated sperm motility; transmembrane transport; sperm capacitation. NCBI's taxonomy places the organism in Eukaryota, Metazoa, Arthropoda, Merostomata, Xiphosura, Limulidae.